This is a messenger RNA of Hibiscus syriacus, 2541 nucleotides long. RefSeq lists its product as uncharacterized. Bases 132 to 2177 code for a protein of 681 amino acids. The transcript has 4 exons. NCBI's taxonomy places the organism in Eukaryota, Viridiplantae, Streptophyta, Magnoliopsida, Malvales, Malvaceae. The record is from RefSeq and is a predicted model, not a curated record.
UCUUAAUUUGUCGAAGUAAAUUUAUAAAGUAUUUUUCUUAUUCUUUACUUGUUUUGUUUCUUCUUCUUAGAGGAGUUUUUUUUUUUGUUUUGUUUUGGAAUGUUCAUGGAAGAGGUUUGAGUUUGAGAGUGAUGAAGGUGACUGGGAAAUCGAGUUUACCGGCUACAUUUCCGGGGUGGAUCCCAGUGGACGUGGAUCUCAAGCUGACAACGAAGCGGAAGACGCAUAACGCUAGGCGGAAGCGGGUUGGUGCACCGUUGGCGGGACGGCGGAGCAGACCGGAUACUCCUUUGUUGAAAUGGAAGACGGAGGAGAGAGAGAAAGGCUGUGGAGUUAAGGCGGAGCUCGAGGAGGAGGAAGAUGGUGACCGGAGAGCUGGUGCUCGGGGACGACGAAAGAAAGGUGCUUUGACGGUAUCUGCUAGAAAGCUUGCAGCCGUAAUGUGGCGGUUUCAUUUGCCGGAGACAUUGACUCACGUUGGAGAGAGGAGGGACAGAUUGGGGUUUAAGCCUAGUGAUGGUUUUAUGGAUGUUCCUUUUCUUUAUCAUCACAAAGACAAAAUUUACAGUUCAGAUGCAAAGGAUCUGUUACCGAGCCGUGGCUCCAGCUCCGGCACGAAGAACUGCCUCCUUCGUAAGGUUGAGCUUUCGAUUCCAUUUUCAAACUCGGCGAUGGAGGGAGCUACAAAGUGGGAUCCUGUCGGUUUAAAAGCAACAGAUGAUGCACGAAAAUUGUACAGCCACGAGAAGCGUAUUGACCAACAAGUAAGUGCAGUAUCAAUUGUUUCUCUCCUCGAAGCUGAGGUAGAGCAGGCUCGAUCUCGGAUUGAGGAACUUGAGACUGAGCAACGGUCAUCCAAGAAGAAGCUCGAGCAGUUCCUGAGGAAAGUUAGUGAGGAAAGGGGUGCAUGGCGGAGCAGAGAGCAUGAGAAAAUACGUGCAUUUGUUGAUGACGUGAAAUCUGAGUUGAGCCGGGAAAAGAAAAACAGUCAGAGGCUUGAAAUUGUCAAUUCGAAAUUGGUGAAUGAGUUGGCUGCUACCAAGUUAUCAACAAAGCAAUAUAUGCAGGACUUUGAAAAGGAAAGAAAGGCCCGGCAACUGAUUGAAGAAGUAUGCAAUGAGCUUGCUAAGGAAAUCGGAGAAGACAAGUCUGAAGUCGAAGCAUUAAGGAGAGAUUCCAUGAAGCACCAAGAGGAAGUUGACGAGGAAAGAAAGAUGUUGCAGAUGGCUGAGGUCUGGCGUGAAGAACGUGUUCAAAUGAAGCUCAUCGAUGAAAAGGUAGCACUUGAAGACCGAUAUUCACAGAUGAACAAGCUUGUAGCGGAUUUGGAGACAUUUCUAAGGUUUAGAAUUGGAACUCUCGAUGCGAAAGACAUGAGAGAAGCAGAAGCGCUAAGACAAGCUGCUGCAUCAGUUAAUGUUGAAGAUAUCGAGGAAUUUACGUAUACGCAGGAUGACAUUUUCUCUGUUUUUGGAGACACAGCUUUAGCCGAAGUCAAUGAAAGUGAAAUUGAACAAUGUGUUGCACAUAGUCCGGCCAGCCAUGCCUCGAAAGUUCAUACGGUGAGGCCCAAAAUGACCAUGAUGAAAAAAGGCGUCAUUUCGAGACAUUUAAAUGCAUAUGUUGAUCAGAAUGAUGAGAUAGAAGAAGACGAGAGUGGAUGGGAAACUGUCAGCCAUCUCGAGGAUCAGGGCUCAAGUUAUUCACCAGAAGGGAGUGCUGCAUCAGUAAAUAAGAAUUGUCGGGCAAGUAAUUUCUCAGGUAGUGGAAUUGAUUGGGAAGAAAAUGCAUGUGGACAUUCCUCAGUCACAGAAACAAGUGAAGUUUGUUCCUUACCGGCUAGACAGUUCAAGAAGGUUUCAUCUGUAGCCAGGCUUUGGAGAUCAGGUCCAAACAAUGGAGAAAAUUACAAGAUAAUUUCAGUUGAAGGAACAAAUGGCCGGCUUUCAAAUGAACGGGAGUCUAAUGACGGUACCACGUCCCCAGAUCGAGGCUCGGACAUGGGGGGAAAGUGGAGUUCACCCGACACCGGUCAUACAAACAUAACGAGAGGGAUGAAAGGGUGCAUCAAGUGGCCUAGUGGUCCACCAAAGGGUAGUUUGAAAGCCAAACUUCUGGAGGCAAGAAUGGAAACACAGAAGGUCCAAUUACGGCACAUCCUUAAACACAAGACAUAGAAGUAAACUGUAUCUGAAUAUGCCUGAUAUCUGCUGCUAGCUCAAAGUUGAGGUAACAUAUGAAUUCGGACACAGGAUCUAUCCGGAUUUACUGAUUCUCAUAUCAUCUGGUUCUUGUUUGCCUCCCGCAGCACCGAGAGUUCGGUUUUAUCCUUGUGAUAUCUUGGGACAAUACUCUCUAUGAAACCAUUGGCUCACCGCCUUUCGACUCUAGUUGUAAUUCUGUAUGGGAGGCUUAGUCAUUCUCUUUGUAAUCGUGAAACCAAUGUAUGCCAUUUAUACUGUACCCCUAGCAUUCAAGGAUAUCAAGGAAAACAAAUUCACAGGAGUCUUAAAUAAUAACAUUUUCAUUGUAAUUUUCUUU